Molecule: messenger RNA, 1508 nt
Organism: Astyanax mexicanus (Mexican tetra)
Lineage: Eukaryota; Metazoa; Chordata; Actinopteri; Characiformes; Acestrorhamphidae
Gene: galr2b
Product: galanin receptor 2b
Exons: 4
Coding region: 324-1460 (378 amino acids)
Biological process (GO): G protein-coupled receptor signaling pathway
Cellular component (GO): membrane
Molecular function (GO): G protein-coupled receptor activity
Source: RefSeq, a predicted model, not a curated record
CUCUCCCUCUCUCUCUCUCUCUCUUUCUCUCUCUCUCUCUCUCUCUUUCUCUCUAUCUCUUUAACACACACUCACACACACACAGCCAGGGAGAAGCAGAAUAGCAAUGAGACAGGAGAAGAGCAGGGAAGGCUGCUGAAGUAUUGAGCGCAGAAUUCUCCCGCAUCCAAAGAGUGGAAUACCAGGACACCAGCAUGACAAUGAAGAUGACCAAUGGAUACUUAGUUUUGGUGCAUCCCAUUGCUUAGCUUGAUCGAUUUCUGACGCUGAAGAAAAUACUCCACUGUUGAAAGCCACACCUGACGUCAAAGCGCCGACACACAAUGUCCGAGCAUGAAGAUCUGUCCAAAACCGUGGGCCACUGGAACUCCUCAGAGAGCUACCAGCUGAACCCGGCCAGCGUGAUCGUGUCCGUGGUGUUCUCGCUCAUUUUCCUGCUGGGCACGGUGGGCAACAGCCUGGUGCUGGCCGUGCUCCUGCGCAGCGGCCAGGUGGGUUACAACACCACCAACCUGUUCAUCCUCAACCUCAGCGUGGCCGACUUCUUCUUCAUCAUCUUCUGCGUGCCUUUCCAAGCCACCAUCUACUCGCUGGAAGGCUGGGUGUUCGGCUCCUUCAUGUGCAAGGUGGUGCACUUCUUCAUCAACCUCACCAUGUACGCCAGCAGCUUCACGCUCGCCGCCGUCUCUGUGGACCGGUAUUUGGCCAUCCGGUAUCCCCUGCGAUCCAGAGAGUUACGAACACCCUGCAACGCUGUCGUCGCCAUGGUCAUCAUUUGGGGUCUUUCUCUCAUUUUCGCCGGCCCCUACUUGAGCUACUACGACCUCAUCGACUUCGAGAACAGCAACGUAUGUGUUCCCGGUUGGGAGGAGCACAACCGCAAGGUGUUGGACACCUGCACCUUUGUGUUCGGCUACGUCAUCCCCGUGCUCAUCGUCAGCCUGUCCUACACUCGCACCAUCAAGUACCUGUGGACGGCCGUGGACCCGCUGGACGUCAUGUCCGAGUCCAAGCGCGCCAAACGCAAAGUCACCAAGAUGAUCAUCAUCGUCACUGUGCUCUUCUGCAUCUGCUGGCUGCCCUACCAUGUGGUCAUCCUCUGCUACCUCUAUGGAGACUUCCCCUUCAACCAGACCACCUACGCGUUCCGCCUGCUGUCGCACUGCAUGGCUUACGCCAACUCCUGCCUCAACCCCAUCGUCUACGCCCUGGUCUCCAAGCACUUCCGCAAGGGAUUCAAGAAGGUCUUCAGCUGCAUCCUCAGCAAAAAAGGCCGCAACAAGGUGCACGUGGUACACGUGGCCAACACCGUACCCGGCUUUGAGGGCGGUUCCACCGAAGUAUCCCACAUGAACGAGGAGAACGGCAGGCAAAACGAGCGAGAGAUGGUCAACCGCCCACACGCCGAACCACAGGACCCUACAAUGGACAUAACGUUACCCUUCCAGAACCAGCCAUAAGCAUGCAGAGGACAGCUGAUGGUGCUAAACAGAAAGCCUUACUGAACU